This is a messenger RNA of Plasmopara halstedii, 282 nucleotides long. RefSeq lists its product as uncharacterized. Lineage: Eukaryota; Oomycota; Peronosporomycetes; Peronosporales; Peronosporaceae. The coding region runs from base 1 to 282 and encodes 93 amino acids. The record is from RefSeq and is a predicted model, not a curated record. The transcript has 4 exons.
AUGUGCAGUUAUUCUCUGAGUCCAUGCAAAUCUGACCACCGAGAAAAAGAUCUAAACCGUCCAGUCCAAGUCAGUAAAUCGUUGAGAGCAUGUUCUGGUUGGUCAAGGACACUAGUUUUAGACUUUAUAAAAGAUCAGGGAUUUUGGGGUUGCACAAACUGUCAUGAAUUGAAUUACGUGUCGACCUAUGAGGCCAAAUUUGCAAUGAAGCUAUUGCUGUUGUUCAAACUAAGCAAAAACAAUUACACGGUACUGCAGAUGAUUGAUCUUUUCUGGUAUUGA